Molecule: messenger RNA, 2698 nt
Organism: Topomyia yanbarensis
Lineage: Eukaryota; Metazoa; Arthropoda; Insecta; Diptera; Culicidae
Product: trichohyalin-like
Exons: 1
Coding region: 1182-2678 (498 amino acids)
Source: RefSeq, a predicted model, not a curated record
CGCGUGCCCGUCCCGCCGUCGUUCGCGUGAUUGUGUGGUGAGUAGUUCAUCUCCUCUCAACCGGCCGCUGGGCUUUCUCCCGCAAUUACGGUUGUAUUUUCCUGUGACCAACUGGGGCUCGUUAGAUAAUUCCGAUUUUUCAGUAGGACAGUCCGCUUACCUAACUCUGGGGCAGAUGAUAGGGGAAACAACUAUUUAUCGCUUUUCAUUGAAAUCAUUUUCCUGAUCAGUUGGCUGUGGAAAAAAACGCUGUCCGCCUGAUUGGACGUUGCCUUUCAUCUGUCAUCGUUUCGUCUCGGACCGCUUCCUCUUUGGCACUUGUGUGCAACGGUAGCUGUGAAAUUCGAUUCGAAUCGAUUUGUUUCUAAGCAAUUGCAUCAUUGGUGAACUGUGCAUUCCUUCGAGUCAUUUUUCUGUUCAAUUUUCUCUCUCAUUAUCGUUCAUCGCCGGGCUGCAGCGACCCAAAAAGAAACCUCCCACGUGCUUGCAGACGUUUAAUUGAUAAUAAAGCCAACAAAGAGACCUAUUGCGCCAAUGAAAGCACCGCGAUCUCACGUUGCACACCGUACGACGAUGGUGACGUGACGAGACGAGAUCGAGAGAUGAAGAAGCGCCAUUAUGUAAAUUUUGACAUGAAAGCAUCGCCACUUUGUGGGAUUCCCACAUUCGGCGAGACAGGCUACCUGGCGUGUUCUCACCGUUUUGCAACCUCUCGGGAAGCGAACAUGUAUCGCAUCGGAGUCACGCAGAGCUUUCGCUUUCAAAGCCUACUCACGUCAUCGGGGUUUCAAAGAAGAAUGCCGCCUACCAUGUGGUUUUGAGGUUAGAAUCUAUAUAGGAAAUCAUUUGUUUAUCAAUUACAAUAUGUAGCAUGAAGCUAUGGUUAUUAUAUUAUCCGGCGAUUUGACGCUGGUCUGUGUGUUAGCACGAAGAAACACCACUUUAGCAUGCAAACUUAAAGAUCAAUCAAGCGGAACAGUCUGCGCGUUGGAUCCAUCGGUCAUUCAGCCAUUUGACCUGACCGACUUAAUUAUCAUGUGUGAAUAAAACCCCUGACCGGUGGUAGAUCCGCAGUUUGUAGUGAUUCGGAUGUUCUAGCGCCAACAUCAAGUUUGAGUUCUAAUCAAUUAUCGAAGCAGCGAACAAGCAAACCAUAUUGGUCGUAUUGCGACGGACAAAAGAUGGGCGGUAUCGUAUCGCGGAUGUUCCGUGGUCAUUCGGACGACUGUUGCUUGAAGUGUCAGCGUUCCUGUUGCGUUUGUCUGGAUGCAAAUCUGGAAUAUACCCAGCGGCGGCUGUGGCGCCUGGAGGAACGUGAUCGGCGCCGAAGUUGGGGACGACCGCUCUAUCUAACUGAGGACGAUGAUGAUCUGGAAGACAUUCCACUGCAGCCGCGUAGACAGGCAACAAUUCGUAGAAAUCGUACCCAGCAACAGCCACAGCAGACACAAAAUGAACCAGAAGAAGAAGAGGAGCAGCCGCAGCAGCAACCAAGAAGACAGCAGACUACGAGACGCCAGAGUCAACAACAGCAACAACAGCAGGAGGAAGAACCGGAAGAAGAACAACAACAGCAGCAACAACAGCGCAGGCGACCGGCUCAGCAGCGAAGACAGCGCCAACAGCAACAAGAGGAACCCGAAGAGCAGGAAGAGGAACAGCAAACUCAGCCACGCCGACAGCAGCGCACACAGCGUCGGCAGCAACAACAACAACAGGUGGAACAGGAAGAACCCGAGGAGGAAGAAGAGGAACAGCAAACUCAACCACGUCGGCAGCAGCGUACUCAGCGUCGACGACAACAACAACAGCAGCAGCAACAGGAAGAACCCGAAGAGGAGGAAGAGGAACAGCAAACUCAGCCACGCCGGCGAACUCGUCGUCGACAACAACAGCAGAAUCAACAGCAGGACGAAGAUCAGGAUGAAGAAGAACAACAACCCCCACGACGCCAACAGACUCAGCGAAGGACUCGGCGUCGUCAACAGCAGCAAAAUGAGGAGGAAGAGCCAGAAGAGGAAGAAGAACAACCUGCACGUAGACGAAACCGUCAACAAUCUCGACGGCAACGUAGGCAACGACAGGAAGAUGAAGAAGAUGAGGAUCAGGAGGACGAGGAAGAACAGCCAAGUCGACGUCCCCGACGCCGUCAAUCGCAGCGUCGCAGUCAACGUCGAAAUCGUGAUGAAUCAGAUGAAGAUGAUGAUGAUUUUGAUGAUGACACAGAAGAAGAGAGCGAACCACGUCGAACGCGUCGACGGGGAUCCCAACGCCGACGACGUCGUAAUCGUCGUAGCGACGAUUCAGAUGAUGAUGUAUCCGGCGAGGAAGAUCGUCUCGAAAGACGCCGUGCCCGCCGUCGGGAGAAACAUAUCAAACAUAAGCACGAAAAGGAACGAUGCCUUCAACCAGAUCUAUGCCGUCAUGGAUCUCUUCGCCGCCCCGCUGCUCCUGUUCUACCCCAGCCCCGCGAACAGGAACCUCCGGUGGCUCAUGGUCCGAAUGUCCGCCGUAUGGUCGCUUGCUACGAACUGAUGCGUUCGGAUAUCAGUGAAAGCGAUUCCCAGUCCCUGCAAAAUCUGCUCUGCAACGUCGAUGACCACCCGAUGCGGGAUUCUGCACGCCGCAAAGAACGUUGCUGUAAAAUUUUAAUAAUAUCAUUAAAUCACAACAAAUAGCUGUCAAAAUCAUUAAUAAU